Drosophila willistoni is the source of this 2226-nucleotide messenger RNA. Its product is annotated as zinc finger protein 436. The record is from RefSeq and is a predicted model, not a curated record. Gene Ontology annotation, cellular component: chromosome. Lineage: Eukaryota; Metazoa; Arthropoda; Insecta; Diptera; Drosophilidae. Gene Ontology annotation, molecular function: chromatin insulator sequence binding. The transcript has a single exon. The coding region runs from base 135 to 1883 and encodes 582 amino acids. Gene Ontology annotation, biological process: regulation of transcription by RNA polymerase II.
CAUUGCUUUUGCACCACUAGCUGCUGAUGUUGGAACAACACUAACAAUCAUUUUCUUGACAUAAAAAUUAAAAUUAAUUUUUGUUCUAGAAAACGCAAUAAGGAAGCCAGAGGAAACGUGUGCAAGCCAAUAACAUGAAUGUCGACAUCUCUGAUAUUAUAGAAUUUGUGGUACCAUCUAGAACUGAAUAUGCAGAUGAGGAUAAAGAUCAAGGCGGAGCAGGAGGCGGAUCUGCGAUGGGAAUCGAAGGUGCAAUGAUUGAAGCCGGCAACAGAGAUGUUGAUAAUGCGGAAGAUGACGAUGUUGGUACCACAUAUGUAGUAUUGGAUACCCUAGGCCAAGACUACGGAGGUGAGGAGUUUCUCAUCGUCAACGAGGGUGGCCACGACACGGAACUCAUGAUGGACGAACUGGAAAAUUGUCGUCAAUUGAUGACCAUUAAAUAUGAAGAUGAUGCGGUAGUAAACGAGAUUGAAGGAUUCGAUGAGGAGACAAUAGGAAUUGACACAGAGACGGCACCGACGGUGGAAGAGGAGAGGUUUUAUCUGAAUGACCAGCAAUUUGAGGACAUGGACAAUUUGGUAGAAGAGGAAGAAUCCCAAGAUGAUCUAGAUGAAUUGGAUCAAGAUGACUUUCAAAUGACAUCAGAUAUCAUUAAAGAGGAGACUGAAGUGUUGGAAGAACAAAUCGAGACGACACAAACAACGCAAUCAAAGCCAAGCGAUAAAAUAAUGGAUGAGUUCAAAGGACCAAGAAGGUAUUUGCUAUUUGAUGACCUUAUUGCCACCAUUGUGGAGUUCGAUGAGGAUAACACGCCCAUAGUUGAAUUCUCAAUGAUAACCAGUCCGCUCGACGAGAAACUUCUAGUUGAAUGUGGAAUUUGUCCCGAUGUAAUGCAUAAGUCCAAGCUGUCAAAGCAUCAGAAAACUCAUUUAGUGCCUGGAACGAAUCGAUAUGCCUGUAUCUACUGUACAGAGACCUAUCGUGAUUGUAAAUAUUUGGCCGGACAUGCCCGACGUCAUAUGGGCAUUAGGCCGUAUGUGUGUGAACUGUGCAAAUUGUAUUUUUCUACCAAGCAGGAUUUGCGGGUCCAUAACCAGCGUCGACACCUUCGAAAAGAUCAUAUUUGUGAAUUGUGCGCCAAGUCCUUUGCCCAGCACACGCAAUUAAAACGUCAUCGAGAGGCAACGCACGAGAAGAAACGUCGCUUCCAAUGUACAUAUUGCAAUAAGGCAUAUUUUAAAAACUUUUCGCUUCAGGAGCACAUUCGCAAUGUUCAUAUGGGUAAGCGGAGGAUGUUGAAAUGCCCGUUUUGUGGCAUGCAAUGCCGGGAUGCCCAUAAAAUGGCAAGGCAUCGCAAGGAGAUGCAUUUGAAUCAGGAUUCAUAUGUCUGCCAUCUGUGCCAGGAGGAAUUCACCGAUAUUAACUAUUUCGAUGCCCAUAAGAGAUCUAUACAAUGUCGCAGUAAUACGAGAAGAUUGACAAAUGAUCAGACAAAUGUGCAAAAUGAAAUGAGUGACAUCAAUGUACCAGAGAAUGAGGAGGAAUUUGAUGAAGAUGCGGGCCUAUUGGUAGUUGAAGAAGUAACGGAGGGGGACAUAGAGCAGCAGGAUUAUGGAUUAAAUCAAUCCCAAUACGCCCUACUAGUUGAGGCUGAUGGCGAGAUGGUGGGAGAGGACGGACAAGUGGCUCAGAAUUUGCAUAUGAUUGAUGAGGGACAAUAUUUUGCGGCCAUAGAGCAGCAACAGCAGCACCACCAUCAGCAGCAGCAGCAGCACCUCCACCACCACAACAACAUGCAGAUUCAACACGCUGCUUCCGGUCAGAACUUUGCCGAUGAUGAUUUAAUUUAUGAAAUCACCUUAGAGACUGAGGAUAACUGAGCGCAAAGGCAGUCGGUCCGAAAGCACAUUAUUUUGUAUAUAUAGAAAAAUGUUGAAGAUGCAGAUACUAAUUAAACAGGACGACAGAACUCGGUCCCAGGGACCAGAGUACACUUUUCUGAUGGAUUAUGAUGCGCUGAGUCCGCAUCAUACAAAUAUGUUGAAUUUGUUCUAUCAGAAAAGUGUUUUCUGGGUCUGAGCUUAUUGUGGUCGACCUUUAUUAUUUUAUAUGUGAAUUACCCAUCGAUUUUUAAUUUGAAAUAAAUUUCGUUGGGUUCUUAAAUGCAAAUCUAGGCCUGAAUAACAAUAUGUAAUAUUAAUAAAUAUAUAAAUUUUUCUCAAA